Necator americanus (New World hookworm) is the source of this 1203-nucleotide messenger RNA. RefSeq lists its product as uncharacterized. The transcript is spliced from 8 exons. NCBI's taxonomy places the organism in Eukaryota, Metazoa, Nematoda, Chromadorea, Rhabditida, Ancylostomatidae. Bases 1 to 1203 code for a protein of 400 amino acids. The record is from RefSeq and is a predicted model, not a curated record.
AUGAAGGUCUGCCUCGUGCUCUUGGGUUUCACCGCUUGCGCCUUCGCACAGUACGAUACGCAGCCGUCAGGCUACGGAAACAAUAACCCUGCUGCCGUACAGUACGUAGCGAAGAAGUCACCACGUAGCAAGCCCGUGGACUACACCAAGACUUCCGAGGACACUCCCGUCAGAAGACCCACCCCAUACCAGCCCCCACAGCCGACCUACAACGUCAUCGGCAACAAAUUUUCGCAACAGAACCUCGGACAGGCUAACACUCAAGGGCAGAGCAGUGCUCAGAUCGGAGGAGCUCAGACGAACGUUGGGCUCAACCAAAACGCCGUCAAUGUGGGACAGACUAACAAUCAGAAUGUUGGCGGUGGUGGCAGCGGUAGUUACAGGCCAUCUUACGAUGCACCCAGCUACGGUGCCGGUGCUGGCGGAGCUAUCAUCAUCCCAGUCCUUCCCUCAUAUGCUGGUGCUGGUGGCUCGAAUGUAAUCGGAAACAAGAUCGACUCUCAAACACUUGGACAGGUCAACACCCAAGGACAAGGUAACUAUCAGCAAGGUGGGGCCCAGACCAACGUUGGAGCUAACGCUAACACUGUGAACGUUGGACAACAGAACUACCAGGGAGGCGGAGGAGGCGGAGGAAGCGGAUACAGGCCUUCAUAUGAUGCUCCAAGUUAUGGAGCCGGAGCAGGAGCCGGAUACGGCGGCGGACCAAUCUACAUUCCUGACUUCAACAACUUCAUCAAGAACAACGUUUACUCACAAAAUCUUGGCCAGACCAACACUCAGGGUCAGGCUAACUACCAACAGGGUGGAAAUCAAGCAAACGUUGGUGUCAACACUAAUGAAGUAAACGUUGGACAGACCAACAAUCAGAACGUCGGCGGAGGAAAGGCCAGCUACGAUGCACCAAGAUACGGUGGCUAUCAACCCACAUACGGUGGCUACCAGCCCCCCUACGGUGGAUACCAACCAUCUACAAAUGUGAUUGGCAACAAAUUCAACCAGCAGAAUCUCGGCCAAACCAACCAGCAGGGACAGCAGAACUAUCAGAAGGGAGGUGAUCAAACCAACGUCGGAGCCAACGUCAACACAGUGAAUGUUGGCCAAACCAACACACAGAAUGUCGGUGGUAAAAGCAGAGGAUACGAUGCACCAAAGUACAAGCCGGCUCCCGAGCCUGAGAACCCCUACCGCCAUCGCAACUAG